CCUGCCUUUCCUCCUUGGAGCGUACGAAUCAGAACAGAAGGACGGCCCGAUCAAACGAUGGUCUCCGAACACGGAAGUAGUUACGGCGACGAUACAGUUCAUCCAGGAUACUGGAAGACUAGACCCAGGAACAUGACAUCCCUCUACACCUUCUCUCCUCCACCUUCUCUCCUAGUUAUACAUUCCCUUCUACUAACUAUAUGGUCCCAACCCUCCGAUCCGACGCUGUGCCCGAGUAAGAGCAGCGUCACUCUAGAUCAGAACCUAGAAGAACAGAGGCAUUCAGCAAACUGACCAUCUUAUUCCCUUAACACAGUUAUAAUAUUUCCCUAUGUUAGCCGCAGAUAUAGAAGCUAGUUAGAAGACCGAAGAUAGAAAAUGGGGGCACAAGGCCACAAGGCACCAAUGUAUGUAAUUAGUCAGCUUAGGUAGUUCCCCACAUGGGCCUCGCCGAGAGGCCUGACGGGCGUAUGAAUCUCUCUCUCUCUCUCUCUAAAUAUGGCUCUCCACCCAACUAAUUCGUUGGGCCUAGUCCCGUAUCUCGAUUCGUCAGAUUUUGAUGGAAAUGAGGAGGGAAGUGAGGAGGAAAGUGAGGAGGAAAGUGAGGAGGAAAGUGAGGCUGGAGAUAGUGAUAUGGAGGAGAGCUUUGCGACUGACUCCUUCUUCAACGACUUCCCAAAUACGAUACAGGAGGACUAUAUUGUUAUGGGUUGAAACCCUUGGUUGGCUCAGGCUGAGAGCCUAAGCCUGAUUAGGUUAAGGGUAAAUCAGAGUCCAACCUCUCCGAUGUAAACAAGAAAGCUUCUGUUGUGAAGACGACAAAAGUAGAAGACUGAUUAU
Eremomyces bilateralis CBS 781.70 is the source of this 840-nucleotide messenger RNA. RefSeq lists its product as uncharacterized. The transcript is spliced from 2 exons. The coding region runs from base 499 to 714 and encodes 71 amino acids. NCBI's taxonomy places the organism in Eukaryota, Fungi, Ascomycota, Dothideomycetes, Eremomycetales, Eremomycetaceae. The record is from RefSeq and is a predicted model, not a curated record.